Pseudozyma hubeiensis SY62 is the source of this 369-nucleotide messenger RNA. RefSeq lists its product as hypothetical. The transcript has a single exon. Lineage: Eukaryota; Fungi; Basidiomycota; Ustilaginomycetes; Ustilaginales; Ustilaginaceae. The coding region runs from base 1 to 369 and encodes 122 amino acids. The record is from RefSeq and is a predicted model, not a curated record.
AUGUGUGGACUCGGAGAUGACCGAAUCAGGUUUCAGGCUGUCUGGUGCCGAAGAGGCUGCUUUGUUGGACAGUUAUUCUUCUUGGUAAAGAAGAAUCCUGCAGAUCGUCAGCCACAGCGAGGUGUGGAGUACGCUAUCCUCCACUCUCCCGAAGAGGGUCGACGACAAUCAAAUGGCAACGAUGGCGGUAGUAUUCCCCACGAUCGGCCAUUACCCUCCACUUUACCCUUGCUGGUGAGGCAAAUGCCAAGACUUCGACCCCCACGUCGAACACACCCGAAGCUCGGCUACAGCAAUGUUGGCAGGAUGUGGCGCAUCGAACGCAUCUUCUUCAUCAUGACAUAUGACCAGCUGAGGCAGCAGCUAUAA